This is a messenger RNA of Anguilla anguilla (European eel), 2870 nucleotides long. Its product is annotated as ETS domain-containing protein Elk-3-like. The record is from RefSeq and is a predicted model, not a curated record. Gene Ontology annotation, molecular function: DNA-binding transcription factor activity, RNA polymerase II-specific; sequence-specific DNA binding. Gene Ontology annotation, cellular component: nucleus. The coding region runs from base 573 to 1733 and encodes 386 amino acids. Gene Ontology annotation, biological process: cell differentiation; regulation of transcription by RNA polymerase II. Lineage: Eukaryota; Metazoa; Chordata; Actinopteri; Anguilliformes; Anguillidae. The transcript is spliced from 5 exons.
UUGCAGGAUAUCCCUUUUGGGGUGAUGGAAGUAGACUCACUCAGAAAGACCAAGAUUUACUGAUGGCAAAGCCUUCUCCAUAUAUUAUGUGGAGCUUAAUCACCGCUAUAAAAUUCCGAUCCAAACAAGCAUCUGUUCUGACCACCGUGCGGCUCGAGCAACACUAUUUUUCUCUCACACGCAGCCACGAGACUUGCAGGAAGGAACUCGAGCUCCUCCCAGAGGUUCUGGACAGGAAGAGCAUGACGUCAGUCCAACCCCCGUCCCCGGUCGCCUUAUGAGAUUAUUACGCGUGUAAUUGCCGCGCGAUGUUCGACGGCGGCUGGCGGGGGGAGGCUUGUUUACACAGACGGCAGAGCGCCGGGGGAAUAAUGCGAUAGAGGAAGGGAGCCGACUCUGUCUGCAUGCACCAACUUCCUGCUCUGGAGAAGAAGGAAAGAAGAAAAAAAAAGUCAGGAUACCAUUACAGUUCAGCGGAGCAGUUCAGACGCCAGUAAGCAUGGGACCCCGGAGGAUUUAUUCUAAUUCUUAAGAAGUAUUAAGAAGGACAAUCGCACACUACACGCCUAGGUAUGGAGAGCGCCAUCACGCUCUGGCAGUUCCUGCUGCAGCUGCUGCUGGACCAGAGCCACAAGCACCUGAUCUGCUGGACGUCCACCGACGGCGAGUUCAAGCUGCUGAAGUCUGAGGAGGUGGCCAAGCUGUGGGGACUGCGCAAGAACAAGACCAACAUGAACUACGACAAGCUCAGCCGUGCCCUGCGCUACUACUACGACAAGAACAUCAUCAAGAAGGUGAUUGGUCAGAAGUUUGUGUACAAGUUUGUGUCCUUCCCGGACAUCCUGAAGAUGGACCCCCAGGCGGUGGAGAUGGGAUGUGAAGGGGUCAGGACAGAGACUGUUGGCCGUGAGGCGGAGCGAGGGGACUGCCCUAAUUUGUCCUCGCCCUGUCGCCGUGACGGCGCCUACGCGGGCCUGUACUCCGCCCUCUCCGCCGGCCCGCUGCAGAAGCAGGUAAAGGUGGAGGACCAGGCGCGUGGCGUCAUCCGCUUCGUCCCCAACAGGGCCGAGGGCAGCAGGACGCUCAACGCGCCCUCCCUCCCUUCCUCUCCUCCCCCCUGCUCCUCCCCCAGGGCCCUCUGCUCCCCCCAGCCUGGUCCGUCCCCACGGCGAUCCCCCUCCCCCUUCAGCAGCCCCGAAGCACAGACCCACCAAUCGGAGUGGUGCGCUCAGCGGCUCAAAGCAGAGACUGACCAAUCGGAGUGGCGUGCUCAGCCCCUCAAAGCAGAGACUGACCAAUCAGAGCAGUGCGUUGAGCCCCUCAAUCUGUCCGCAGGACCCCGGGGCCGCACCUCGACUGCGGCUCCGCCCAAAACCAGAAAGCCGCCAAAAGCCCUGGAGAUCUGUGCUCCCUCACUGUUACUCUCAGGAAGUGACAUCAUCGGCUCCAUCGCCCUCAACAGCCCGGCACUGCCGUCAGGGUCCCUCACCUCUGCUGUCUUCACUGCACAGACCCCCUCGGGGCUGCUGUUGACCCCCAGCUCCCUGCUGGCUGGUAUUCAGUUCUGGAGCAGCUUGAGUCCUGUCGCCCCCCUGAGUCCGGCCCGGCUGCAGGCUCACAGCUCCCUGUUCCAGUUCCCCAGCUUGCUGAAUGGACACGUCCCCGUCCCCGUCCCAAACCUGGACAGGCCAUCGCCACCCCUACUGCUGUCCUCCAGCACCAACAAGUCCUGAUUCUGGCCCUCGUGCUUCACCUGUGCUCCUGCAUCCAGCCACAAAAACCUCCUUCCUCAAACGUCUCUCUCUAAACCACCCUCUAAUUUCACAAUGAACCCUCUACCCUCACAAACCACCCUCAACUCUCAAACUACCCCCACAAACCACCCUUCAGUCUCGUAAACUACCCCCACAAACCACUCUUCACUCUCGUAAACUACCCCCACAAACUACCCUUCACACCUGUAAACUACCCUUUGCCCUCCUCCUCAUCAUCAUCACCAGUGGCCUGGAUUUACACUUUCAUCACCGUAAACACUGAACACAUUGAGACUGAUGUUAUGUAAAAACAUGGUUCUUUUUCUUGUUGUGUUGUAAAGUACUUUAAAUUUUACAGUCUCCUCAUUUCACAGUGUUAAACAGUCCCCUUGUUGCGUGGAGUGUUUAAAAUGGCCACCCUGCUCCUGUACUGCCCAGACCAUACAGGUAGAGACUCUCACCUGUAAUAACUGUGCUGUAGCUAAACUGGGUUCUUGUACAGGUAGCCCCUUUUUGUUUUUUUUUUACAAUUAAAGGAAACCCAACCAUCCAAAGAAAAGACCAAAGACCAUUGUGACGGUUUAAUAUGGGUAUAAUCGAGACAGAAACAUGCGGAAAUACAGGUUUGUAUUGGACAGAAUUAUAACCGAACAUGUGGGCUUGUAUCCAGUGAGGGGAAAAGGCUUUUCACUUUAGACAAUGCACUUAAUGCCCACACCAGGGGUUCGCCGGCUCCUCCUGUAUGACCAUUUGCUACUUUUCAUAGUUUUUAAUCUUUUCAUCAGAUGCUGUGAACCUGGUUGCGUCUUUUAGUGUUUUGUACUAUAUCGUUUUGUAUGGUUAUGCGUUGUGCUCUAAAGUUAGUACCAGCUGUGCCUUUUCAGAAGGAAGAGUAUGUCUGUAUUAUUUCUUGCUUAAAAAGAAAGUUCUUUGACGACAACCUUCCAAAAUAGUAUUGGGGAAAAAAGCUUUGUAAUAGCCUUAUAAUUAUUUUUUCAUAAAGGAAUUGAUGCAAGUAUACUCACAUUUUAUAUUUGCGCUUUUUAUGGGUCUAGAAAACAUGUUGCCUUAUGUUGUUUUUAAAUAAACUUGAAGCAUUGAAUGCUUUAUAAUAAA